AUGCCGUUGAGAGCUAAGAUCCUCAACCCUGCUGUUGGUGCUGGUCAAGCAAGGAUGGUUACGCAAGCGACGAUGCCGAUUGUUACGAUUGAGGAGGAGAAGCAGGAUGACGUCCUUUUCAAUACUCUUUAUGGCGCCCGAACGAUCGAGCUCAACCGGCCUGCAAAAUUGAAUUCCUUGAACAGUUCGAUGGCAAGAAAGAUUACACUGAGGCUGAAGGAAUGGGAAAAAUCGCAGCUGGCAAAUGUCAUUGUCAUCAAGGGUGCCGGACACAAAGCAUUUUGCGCCGGCGGAGAUGUUGCGACGCUUGCGAAGCAGAACACCGAAGGUCCUCAUGGACAAGCCCACUCGACCGAAUACUUUGGCCACGAAUACAGGCUCGAUCAUAUUAUUGCUACGUAUUCUAAGCCUUAUGUUGCCUUUAUGGAUGGCGUCACAAUGGGAGGUGGUGUUGGAUUGAGCGUACACGCGCCUUUCAGAAUAGCCACUGAGAGAACACUUUUUGCCAUGCCCGAAACCACCAUCGGCUUCUUCCCGGACGUUGGUGGCAGUUUUUUUCUGCCUAGACUGGACGGCGAGAUUGGAACAUAUCUCGCCCUCACCAGCGAGCGCCUUACUGGUGUCAAUGCUUACUAUGCUGGCAUUGCAACUCACUACGUUCACUCCUCGUCUCUCCCCGACCUCGAAGCGCGUUUGGCGGAGCUGGUGUUCAAGGACUACGCUUCGCUCCAGGAACGUCUUCGCAUCUUGAACACCACUAUCGAAGAAUAUGUCACCGGCCUCCCCUACGACGAGCCGAUGAAACUUGCAAGCGCUACUCGGGCAGCCAUUGACCGAUGCUUCAGAUAUGACACGAUGGAGGAAAUCCUCGCCGCUCUGCAGGAGGAAAAUACGGAAUGGGCGCAAAAGACCAUCGAGACGUUACACCAACGGUCGCCAACGUCUGUUCGGGUUGCCCUGCGACAAAUGCGAUUGGGUCGGCAAUGGAGCAUCGCAGAGGCCUUUCAGCGCGAGUACCACAUUGCCGCCAAAUUCAUGGAGCAUCCCGACUUUGUCGAAGGGGUUUCGGCUCGUUUGAUCCGGAAGCCAGCGGAUACUCCCCAGUGGCAGCCUGCCUCUUUGGAGGAAAGCACCAUGGAGGCCACCAAUGCCUUUUUUGAGGUUGAAGGUGCUGAUCGUCUGGCGCUUUUGAGCCCGCACGACUUUUCCGAGUAUCCCCACAGCUGGAUUGGUUUACCGCCCGAGUCGGAGGUUGAGAAGCUCGUUCGUGACGGUGACAAGACGAGAAACCAGAUUCUCGAGCACUUGAUCCUGGCAAGCAACGGGAAGAUUGGCGUGCAGGAGAAGGUACAGGAGAUAUUGGAACGGAAGACAAGCGCUGACGGUGCCGGCGGUCGCGUCAGCUGGAUUCCUGAAGAGAAUUAA
Molecule: messenger RNA, 1425 nt
Organism: Xylona heveae TC161
Lineage: Eukaryota; Fungi; Ascomycota; Xylonomycetes; Xylonales; Xylonaceae
Product: ClpP/crotonase
Exons: 4
Coding region: 1-1425 (474 amino acids)
Biological process (GO): L-valine catabolic process
Cellular component (GO): mitochondrion
Molecular function (GO): 3-hydroxyisobutyryl-CoA hydrolase activity
Source: RefSeq, a predicted model, not a curated record